Molecule: messenger RNA, 1006 nt
Organism: Chiloscyllium plagiosum (whitespotted bambooshark)
Lineage: Eukaryota; Metazoa; Chordata; Chondrichthyes; Orectolobiformes; Hemiscylliidae
Source: RefSeq, a predicted model, not a curated record
CGUCUUUCCCCCACCCCCCCCACCCCCAGUCAGGCCCAUCGGUCGCGUCAUUGCCAUGCCAACGGAGAUCGGUUGGUCCGAGGCGCUGGUCGCCAGUUGCACAGCAGCCAAUGGAAAGCCCCCAGCCAACGUCACGUGGAAUGCCAAACUCCAGGGGAGGGUGACGUCAACUCGGAGGGAAAAUCCAGACGGGACAGUGACUGUCUUCAGUCAGUACAGAAUAAUACCCAGCAGAAAGGCCAAUGGACAGAACGUGACAUGUGUGGUAUCCCAUGAUGCACUAACGGCUCCGGUGAGCUUACCAGUGACGUUAUCAGUCCUCUGUAAGUAUGACAUUGGGGGGGCAUUAUUAACCAACAGUGUCUCAACUCAUUUUGGGUCUGUUAUUCCCAGGAACUCAGGGGUUGUACCUGAACGUGCCCGCAUAGCGGGGGAUCAGCUGAUCAUUGAACAAGUGGAUUAUUCUGUCAACGGAACAUGGAUUUGCGAAGCUACAAACAAACUUGGCAAGGGGAAAGGAGAAAUUAUAAUUGUAGUGAGAGAACCAGACUCGCUCCGUGCAGGCAAGUUUUAUGGAUCCACCAUGGUGCUCAUUGUCACAGGGACCAUCAUAGGGAUCUUGAUCAUAAUUGUCUCACUCGCCAUUGUGAUUGUGAAGAAACAGAAGACAAUGGAGGACGGCAAGUCUGAUGCCCAGCCUUUUACCAGAAAGCGGAGCCACAUCACAGUGUUUGCAACUCUCAACCUGAACGUGCUCGAUGGCGCUAAUUCUUCAAAGACGGACGUGAAUGAAACCGGAGCAACAGUAAAUGCAGAUGUUAACGUUAAUUAGAGAGUCUUCCUUUGUGGAUCGGACGCUAAAUGGUGGGUCUGAGUCAAUACUGUAACUGCUCGGUAACCGGGUCCAAUUAAAAUCCGAAAACACGCUCACAAUGACUCCAAACAUUCUGGAACUGGAUUCUUAUGUUGCUGUAAUAGAUAUUAAACACUGUGUGUAACCACUUGA